UUAUGACUCAAUGAAAAACAGGGUAUGCUGUUUAGAGUGCAGCAUAUUUGUUCCCAGCCCUCCCACUCCCCAAAAUGGAUCCCUCCAUCCCGAACAGACCUCUCUCAGGCUGGAGUUAUAUGUCUGUGUGCCUUACUGCUGUAUCAGAGUCUGAAACUUCUGCAUGUGGACAUGAGAAACUAAGCAUAGACCAUGUGUUUCCACUGUUAAACUGAUAGCUGUCCUUAGCAGAACUGCAUGGGGGAAGUGUCCAAACUACUGCAGAGCUCUGCACUUUCCUUAGUUCACAUUUCUCUUAUUCCAGACUCACUUCCAGCCUUAAAGACUUUCUCACAAAUAUUACACUUGUUGACUGAUUUGAAUGUUCUUUAUUUUGGGGGAGUAGGGGACAGGCUGGAAAAGGAUAAAUUAAUCUAAAACUGGAACUCAAUAUACAGCAUAUUUGAAAAUAUAUGACGAACUGUGAGAGAUGUCCUUUAAUAUGAGGUAAAUUGAGGAUAAAAUGCCAAGAAGAAAGCAAGCUUAUACACUGAGUGGGAACGAGAACCAUAUGGAAGUCAGUGGAAGCACAGUGCUGGUCAUCCUCUGGAGCCGGGGUUUCAACCCUGCUGCACUAUCUGCAGGAGUCACCCAGCUCUGGGGUAUGACUUCCAGGAAAGCAACAGGAAGGCAGUGGCAUAACAUGGAAUUCCACUUACUGCCCUAAUUCAGGUGGGAAUGAGUGGUGGGCCUCGGUAAGGAGGCUUUGAUCUCUUGACCUUAGCAUAGGUCUGGGGAGACAGUAAGGGGCUUGCAUCCCUCUUUGCCCUUCGGGCUCACGGUGACUAGAUGAUGCUUUGACAUGGGUCCUGUGUGCAUUCCCUGUUCCAGCUGAGCAUUCCCAGACUGGUUGCCCAACUCCCGGUAAGCAAAGUGAGUCAGUGUGAGUAGUAGUGGGGACAUAGUGCUGCCAUACACCUGCAACUUCCCACCUUGGCUCUAGAAAUAGCUGUACUUUUCAUUAUACAAGCAUCAAUGACAUGUUUGCCAUUUAUGCUACAUGCAGAGUACAAUAAAAAUGCAAUAGUCUCCUUUUCAGUGUUACUGUAGCAGUUCUCCUUUCCCUUGUGGAGGUUAAUACCAAAAACCUGGUUUGCUUGCCACUUCCACUGACUGCAUAGCUAUGCAGAAAUGUAAGUGGAGAAUCAAUCCACAGAGUUUUACAGCAAUGCAAAGCUUGUUUCUCAUCAUUAAAAUUGGAUAACUCCAAAAUCAAGCCAAAAGAUUUCCAGGCUUGUUUUAUUUGAGCUUAGGUACUUCUUAGACUAUCAGUGCAAUCUUACAGAAAACAAGGAAAUGGGUCCAGUUUGCAUUCAGGCAAUGGAAAACAAGGAAGGGCAUAAUGAAUCGAAUGCUAUUCUGGCAGAUCAUUUUUGGCAACUUUUUUAAAGUCCAAAGGAUAUCAAAAGUCGUGGAUCGUAGCCUAAUUGUGUGGCUCUUUGUCAGGAAAAACUUCCACUGAGGACUUGUGGGAUUUUUUAAUAUGUUUUAUGUGUAAAAAGAUCUGGGUCCACAGUGAAUUUUAUUGUUUUACAGUCAAGACUCACAUAUGUACUUGAUUACAUUUUGACCAGUCAUUAUGUUCUACUAUUAUUAAAAGUAAUAGAAUUAGACCAAAGAAAACAUAAUAAAGUAGUAAAAUGUAGUGUAGCAAUAAUGGGGUCUUUAGAAAAAGUUGUUGUCUUUAUGCGUGUGAAGAAGGAUAUGUGUCUGACAUCGUAGUGGACUCCCAUGGAAUUCCCCUUUUCAAAGUGACAAACCAUGCGUUUCUAGGAAGUUUAAAAUCCCACAGAAGAAAGGUUUGGGAAUGAUGUUUCCUUCCCAGAAUCCUUCUCCCCAAAAACAAAGGGAAAUAGAGGCUGCGAUGCUGGAAAUACAUCAAUUGGGUUAAAUGUAUUUGAUAGAUAAGUUCUAAGGAAUGCCAGGAAUCGAUUAUGUCAGUGGAAGGCAAGGACUCCUACAGUUUUUCUAGGAAUAUGAUUUUUGUUAGGUGCCUGAAACUCAGUGCAAGAGUUAGAAGAUGAAAGAGCCAUUCCUCACGGGCAUUUUUUCCUUAAUGGACAUAUUCUGUUUUUUUCCCUGUUGGAGAGAUAGAGCAUUCAGAGAAAAGUGUGAGUUCCAUCUGAGGCCAGAUAGGCAGCCUUGAUCUCAGUUUCAUAGUGAUUCUUAAGCAGCACCUUCCACUCAUCCAAAGAGGCCAUGCAUGUCUCACCUCCCCGGUGGCUAUCCAGCAAAACUGACUCCAGCUGGGAAAUUCCCUGCUUCCAGGUCAGCUGUGAUGUGUUGUUCCUAAGCCUGUAAUCUGUACAUAAACAUAACUACAACUUGGACUCAGCAAAACUUGUGUUUGUUCCCUAAAUUUAAAUAGAAUUACAUUGGUCCCAGAGGUUACGCUGUGAUGUAUCUAUUAAAAACCCAGCAUCUGCCUCACUGUUUUUCUUUAAGACUCACUUUCCUUGAUGCUUUAAGCUUGUGGAUAAAAGACUGCAGGGUUGUUGCUUUUUUUGUACUGGGCAGGUCACUGCUAACACGGUGCAAUGGCUGCAAAGGUAGGUCUUAGUCCUGGAAAGUUCAGCACGUUCUGAACUUUAUUUGUGCCACUGAAAAUUCAUGUGAAUGGGACAACACAGGUUUGGGACAUGCAUGGUGUACUUGUGCUUCUGGUGUAAACGUCUGAGAAGGCCACUCAGAUUGCAUAUUUGGAAGAGCAUUUACACUAGAAGUGCCUUUUAUUUUUCAAUGUGGAGAUUGUCUACUACUUCAGCUUUUUAAAGAAUAUAUUCCAUAUGAGUGAUCUAAAUUUCUUCUGAUCCCAGUUGCUCAGGCUUUUGUAGUAAAAGAGGAACUUCUUUUGUAUGAUAGGUUUGAUUCCUCGCUGCAUUGCUUCAUUUUUCCACUUGUGUCAACUCACUGAGAACACUGGAGCAAUUGCAUAAUAAAGCUGGAAUCAUCAGUAGUGGAUUGGCUCCAAAAUGUUUGCAAAAGCAGAGUGAGUUAACUGAAACAUGUAGCAUGGAGAAACUUGCUAAUUCAUUUCAAUUAUAGUAAUUUUAGGAGAUAUUCUUAGGUUUAUUUAGGGGAAAAAAAAAAAAAUCACAUGGAUCUUUAAUAUGCUCAUUCAGGCUGAUAAUGUCCUUUAAUAAUCUGUAACAGCUUGAACAGUUUGAAGAGAAAUUAGGAAGCAAUUCUGAGAUCGUGAAGCAGACUUAUUGAAACCUCCUAUAAUUUGGACAAAUCAGCUACUGAUAUAUGGUUGGGGAUACCUGGCAGUAACAAUGUAAAGAGAUCCUUUUGUUUUUUUUCUCUAUUGCAUAUUUAGAUAGGCUGUUCUGAAGACAUCCUGUGCCUUUAAAUCACACAUACUUAUUUAAAAGCAUACAUAAAGUGCAGUUUUGCAUCUGCUCCUUGGUUUCUCUUGAGUGAGAGUUCUGGAAGAAUACCCAAAAGCUCAUUUGGGUCACUGGAAAAUGUGCCACGCUCUUAGACUGAGUGCCUCAAUUUCCAGAUCUCACUGUUUUUAGUCAUUUUAUUUAUAUGAUGGAAAUGUGUGCAUUUUCUCUGUUGUGGUGAAAUUAUUCCUCUUGUCUUCACUAAAAAUCAAGCAAAAAGGUGACAGAGUUUAAUGAGUUAAUGUAAUGUGGGCUUAAUUAGGAAAAUUACCUCCAUAUUUUUCUCAUAUCAUGCAACCAAUUUUAAUGACUGGCUACUAUGUGAAAACUUGAAGGAAGAAUCUUUUUCAUAUUUGCAGUGAUAUCGAGUAAUUUGCACACAGUCACUGAAAGGCUUUUUCAGAACCUCCUUUAACUAGGAAUUGUUUCCUGAAUAUAGGUCAGUACAGUCAGAUGCUAAUAGGAUUACAUAUAGGAAACACAUAAAUGCAUGCAAAAUACACUCUUUAUCAUUUGCUGGUGCUUAUACAAAGAAUUCCCAAAGAACUGAGAAUUAUGUAGGAUCUCUGAGAUGACUUUUCUUACACCCUCACAAUUGUUCACUAACAUGGAAAUUAAUUUUACAUGCGCCAGACAUAUAAAUGUUUCAAAUCUGUACUGUUAGCAGAGCUCUUUUCUUAAUCUUGUGUGUUGAAUUACAGUGCUUUCUUCAUUUUGCAGACAGGAGCUCUCCAUUGAAAUUUGACUGUAUGCUUAUAAUUGUAUUGUCAGUUAAUGUAGUUAACCAGAAUUUACACUAGAGAAGAGACUGAAUAAACUAAACAUCUCCGUAGGCUUCACAGAAAGUGCUGAAUAUGGAAUUAAUGGAGGAGAGGAAUAAAGGGAGAAAAAAACGAUGCACUUCAUUUAAACACUUUUAGUUUUAAAUGCACUUUUUAAAGGACCUCAAGAGUGUUUUUGAAACAGGAGUGGAAAGACACCGAUGUGCUUCUUAUGAAUCUCAGCUCUUAGUUUUCAGAAAGGACCACCUUUCAUCUCCGUAGUUAUUAUUUACAUUGGGCAGUGUGAUAAGGCGGAAAUUAAAAAUAGAAUUAAAAUGAUUCUAAAGUAGAGUCAUUCACGAGAUUGUGAAAUGUAGCAUAUUUAAUUUUAAUAAUAAAGCUAAUUAUCAGCUGCUUGCUGAGAUACUGAACACUUUUAAUUGAAGCUAGUUUGUAGGACUCUGGCAAUUUUCUUCAACUAUUUGCACUGAUUAUGCAAUACAUACUACCUUUUUCUCACACAUAACAGCCUUCCUGUUUUGUGCCCACUUGUUUGUAGGAGGUCAAAGUUGUAUGUGAAGGAAAAAAGCCCACUAAAAAAAAAUUAGAUUAUGUCUUUUUUAAAGUAAAGGAAAGUUAAGGUUAAAUUCUUGAACAGGGCUGUCUUUAUGCUUCCCCUCUCUUGGUUGUUGCUUCAAAACCAUCAGUUUGAGUGGAUGUGAGAGGCUUGGUUCUAUUAGGUCAAGAUGAACUGAUGCAAUUAGAAAUGCAGCUGUACAGUUCUGCACGUAGAUACAACUCCCAGCUUAAAAACAAAAGGGUUGAUACCGCAGCAUAUGUACUACUCAUUACCUACUUGUUGAGCAAAUUCUCCCAUCAGAUACAUUAAGGUGUUACAUUCAUGCUGUGUUUUCCAGGUUGCAGCCUGGUUUUGCUUUACUUAUUUAUUUAUCCAGCCUCUUCGUAUCCUGUGGCUGGUGGAAUCGAGGACCCAUCUUAGGUGCUUUGCAUAAAAUUUAGGUUGUAAAGUGGGUUGGGGUUUUAUGCUUUUGCUUACUGGUUUGGAUUAUUGUUUUUAAAAACUGUAGCCUAUGUGAUUAGGAGCCAAUGAGACAUGUCAAAGACCACAAAGAGGAGCUCUGCUCUCGCACGAGCACUCGCAUAGGGCCAGCUGCUCCAGUGACCUGUGUGAGCGGUCCCUUUUCCUCCUGCCAGGCAGCUUGCACAAGUUAGAGUUUCGAAAUCAGCUCCUUCCCCGCUGGGUUUGCCAGCUUGCUUCUUUGUUUUAUCACUGUUAACCCAGGGCUAGCACUGCUGAAAAAUGCGCGUCCUACUCUCAUUCUGUGCUUUCAAAAGCACCUGCAGGACACAAGUAGAAAGUUCUUCUUGUUUCCCACCAAACUUCUCAUGUUUUCUGCUCUAAGUCUUUAUGUGAAGGUGUAUGUGCCCUUGACGGACGUAUUCAGGACCAAAGGGUACCUUCAGGGACCUUUCUGAUUACCUGGAAAGGCUACGCCUACAAAUUGGAAACCUGCAGCAGGGCAUGGUGUGCAUAUGUAUCCUCCUCACAGCACCAGAAUUACCAGCAUAUAUAGAUGGAAGGCCAGCUCUGAGUUAAGGUGUGCUGUACAUCAGUCCAGAAUAAGUUCACAAAUGUCAGAAUUUGUAAUUUCAAGUCCAUAGAUGUCAUUGUCUUGAGUGUUAAGCCCAUCUUGUCACAGGGAAGUCAGUAACUACAUAGAUGGUGAACAAAGAAGAGUUAACUCUUCGGUGUUGAAUUAAUUCAUCCAAUUGAAGUAUAUCACUGGUCUAAAGAGAGUAGGAUUUAUAGAAGCACAACAUGCUUAUACAUUUCUUUCAAUUGAUAAGAAACUGUAUUAGUGUUGAGCAUUCAUUUUCCUAAAAAGGAGGUUCAGUUUUGAAUUUGCAUUGUAAAACAGGAGACAAAAUAAUACAUUAAGGCUUGCAAAUAAUUAAUUUGGUGCAUUUUGAGAUUGGGAAAAUUUGACCAGGCAAUUACCUCAUCUUGUGUACAGUCAGGGUCCUAAAAGUUCCUGAAGUCACUUAUUUUUGCAAUUUGCAAUUGGUAUAAAUAGAGUAGUGCUUCAGUGAUUCAUGGGGCUUGUUCUAAUGCAUUCCUAAGAAGUACUACAAGUUGCAUUGCAGAACUGUAAGGAGAUGCAUGGUUUACUUGGGCUCAGGGUUGUGCCAGAUCUGGACAAAUGCUGAAUGAUUUAAAUCCAAAAUUUUUGUGCAAUAGUGGUCAGUUAAGUGCUUCCUUUAAAACAAAAUCAGCAUAUCUUCUCAGUUUUAGUGUGUGUUUGUUAUUAAUUAGCUCAAGAGCUCUGGACUGCAUCAUUUGAUUCUUUUUCCAAAGCAUUAGUGUCAUCUGUGAUCUGCUAUUUGAAUUGUGGAGAUAAAAACAUAAGAGGUUUGAGUUCUACAUCUGAAAAGACUUGAAGAAGUAGUUUUAUACGUUUCUGGAGGGAACUUUGGAUAUCUUCAAAUAAGGGAGCCACCUUUAAAUCUUUUUGGAUUCCUUAAGAGAAAAAAGAUCUGUUAUCAUCUAGGUGCUGAUCCUUUUCCUGCCAGAAAUGAGAGCUACACACACUCAGAAUCUGAGAGUAAGAUUGCUUUGGUCAGCUGUCCACUCAUCUUUCGAUUUCUAACUUCAGCUCCUAAAUUUACCUACUAAUGUAAAUGGAUGUAACUACCCUGAAUACAACGAGGUCAUAAACGCUUCUUUUGUUAGUAAGAGAUUUGAUUCUGUAGGUACAACUUAAAAUGAAAAAUUACAAAGCAAUUCUUUUUCUUUCCAGAUAGGGUACCCACAUGAUAAACUUUUCCUAAAAAAAUAAAAAGAAGACGAGACAUAUCAAAUAAAUAGUGUGGUACAAAUCCUGACAUCCAUACAGGGGGCUCUUGUGCUUUUCUCAUGGUUGAUGACAAUGUUUUGACUAAUUCUAGAGCAGAGGAGGAAAGUGAGGUCAUAGAAUCUUAUAGAAUCACAGAAUGCCUUAGACUUGAAGGGACCUUAAAGAUCUUCUAGUUCCAGCCUUCCCUUGUGCUCCCCCCCUUCAUGGUCAAGAUAACCUGAGGAAAAUGGAAACAGAUGAGGCUCAAGAUAUGUCCCAGGUUUCAGGAAAGGAAAGUCCUCCCAUCAGUGAUGUCCCAGAUGAUGCAGAUGAACCUAUGCCUGUACCAGAGGACCUUUCUACUACUACUGGAGGACAGCAGAGCGUUAAGAAUGAGAGAAUCUUGGCUGGUAAUAUUAAAAUAGAGACUCAGAGUGAUGAAGAGAAUGGGCGUGCCUGUGAAAUGAAUGGGGAAGAAUGUGCGGAGGAUUUACGAAUGCUUGAUACUUCUGGAGACAAAAUGAAUGGCUCACACAAUGGCCCAGGCAGCAAGGCUAUGUCAGGAGUUGGAGGCAUUCGACUUCCUAACGGAAAGCUAAAAUGUGAUAUCUGUGGGAUAAUUUGCAUCGGUCCCAAUGUGCUCAUGGUUCACAAAAGAAGCCACACUGGAGAACGCCCUUUCCAGUGCAAUCAGUGCGGAGCCUCCUUUACGCAGAAGGGCAACCUCCUGCGCCACAUCAAGUUGCACUCGGGUGAAAAGCCUUUCAAAUGCCACCUCUGUAACUAUGCCUGUCGGCGCAGGGAUGCCCUCACAGGCCACCUGCGGACUCACUCGGUUGGCAAACCCCAUAAGUGUGGAUACUGUGGUCGCAGCUAUAAGCAACGCAGCUCUUUGGAAGAACACAAAGAACGCUGCCAUAACUACCUGCAAACCAUGAGUAUCUCAAGCAACCUUUAUUCAGUAAUAAAAGAGGAAACUAACCAGAGUGAAAUGGCUGAAGACCUGUGCAAGAUAGGGUCAGAAAGAUCCCUCGUGCUGGAUAGACUAGCAAGUAACGUCGCCAAACGUAAGAGCUCUAUGCCUCAGAAAUUUGUUGGUGAGAAGUGUCUGUCUGAUCUUCCAUAUGAUGCCACCACCAACUAUGAGAAGGAGAACGAGAUAAUGCAGACCCAUGUCAUAGACCAGGCCAUUAACAAUGCCAUCAGUUACCUGGGGGCAGAGUCCUUGCGUCCCCUUGUCCAGACUCCACCAGUUGGUUCUGAAGUGGUGCCUGUCAUCAGCCCCAUGUAUCAGCUCCACAAACCUCUUGGGGACAAUCAGACUCGCUCCAACCACGUGGCUCAGGACAGCGCAGUGGAAAACUUGUUGCUGCUCUCCAAAGCUAAAUCAGUCUCCUCUGAACGGGAUGCCUCUCCCAGCAACAGCUGUCAAGACUCAACAGAUACGGAGAGCAAUAAUGAGGAACGCAGCGGUUUAAUUUACUUAACAAACCACAUAGGUCCCCAUGCAAGAAAUGGCAUAUCUAUAAAAGAAGAAAGCAGGCAGUAUGAUGUCUUGAGGGCAGGUACUGACAAUUCUCAGGAUGCUUUCAAAGUGAUCAGCAGCAAUGGGGAGCAAGUGAGAGUUUACAAGUGCGAACACUGUCGAGUCCUUUUCUUGGAUCAUGUGAUGUACACGAUCCACAUGGGCUGCCAUGGAUUCCGCGACCCUUUCGAAUGCAACAUGUGUGGCUACCACAGCCAGGACAGGUAUGAAUUUUCUUCCCACAUAACUCGAGGGGAGCACCGUUUCCACAUGAGUUAAAACACCUCGGGCACAGAUCCAGCCUCAACAACUAUGUUACUGGAGCUGCACAAGCAACAACAGCAACAAAGCACACAACAAAUGGACAGUAAAAGUAUAAGAAUUCAGAUAUAUUCUCCCACGAGAAAGGAUUUUUCUUUUGGUAGCAUGUGUUGCAACUCAGUUUUCUAAAGUGAAUAUUAAAGUUUUUACUGAAAGCAUUCGAUCACGAAAACCUUUAGUAAUGUAUGUAGGAGCUUUUGUAGUCAGAUAGCUGAAAGUCCUUUCCUUAACUGAUGCUUCUCACAACCCUUCCUUGCCAAAACCUCUCCCCACGCACAGAAUGCACACGAUGGAUGUGAACAUGAGACAGGAAUGGCCUAGCUUUUUCUCUUAAAACCUUGAGCACGGGGUUUGUACACCAGAUGCAUUUAUUUUUACUUCCUGGUUUUAUUUGACUUAUAUGGAAAGAUUAAACUCAACUAAUGAUUGAGGGGCGCAGCCAUCCCAGUUGACUUUGCAGACAGCUGGGGUGGGACUGGAACCCAGACAGAGGGUCCAAAGUUACUUUGGCAGUGAAAAGUAGAACAUUUACACCUGCAAGGGUGCUGCUAGAAUUAACAUGGCGGCAUGCCUUGUUUGUGUCACUAGGCACACAAGCAGGUAUGUGGAAGAUAUAAGGAACACCCUUGUAAUAUACUCUGUGAAGUAUGAAUCGCAUUUAAUGUAUAGAAAAGAAUAUUGAUGCCUCUCCCUUAAACAAAUGUUUUCUCUCCCUAUCCAAUAAAACCCUACUUACUGUUAAGAAACUCCUCCUCCCUCUGCAGAAACAAGUUACAGUGUAUUUAAUUUUUCUUUUUUGAGUUUUAGUUAUUUAGAAAAGUAUAAUGUACAGUUGAGAAAAGCACUAGCUAGAAAUACAUGUGGGAAAAAUUCUCCUUAUGCACAUUUCUCUUUUUUUUUUUUAAUACUGCCUGGAAAAUACCCAAGUAUUCCUAUAUUUUACUUUUGAGAAACUCCCAUUCUGCUUCCACAGAUGACGUCUUGCAGAUUUUGUGGCUCUAUUUGUGUGGCACUUAAUUAUUUGUAAAACACCGAGCUGAAUUAAACCAGCGAGUCAACGUU
Molecule: messenger RNA, 9952 nt
Organism: Coturnix japonica (Japanese quail)
Lineage: Eukaryota; Metazoa; Chordata; Aves; Galliformes; Phasianidae
Source: RefSeq, a predicted model, not a curated record